AUGCAGGGCCGCAUUUUUAAAGGCAGAGUGCUGCUAGUGGCCUUGGUUGUGCUCGCGAAUGUGUCGGAUGGGGAGCUCCUGAGAAAUUCAAGCUGUGCUAACGACGACGAUCAGGCCCUCUUACAAGCACGAGUGAAUGUUGCUUGCAACCCUGAUGAGACGCCACCCGUGCUGACGGUGCCUGCAGACAUCGUGGUGGACAACGACCCUGGACUGUGUGCGGCCGUCGUGAACUAUGCUCCUCCCACGGCAACGGACAACUGUGCAGUACCGACGAUUGCACUGACCGGCGGACCAAGCUCUGGCGCAAGUGUCCCUGUUGGCAGCGCUGGUGUGACCUUCACUGCGACCGAUGGGGCUGGCAACACUGCAACUGGUAGCUUCACCGUUACGGUCAUCGACAUUGAGCCCCCGGUGCCGACUGUGAAUGGAGGCAACGGAAACAUCGAGGUGCCCAACGACCCUGGAGUGUGUGGGGCCACCGUGAGCUAUCCUGAUGCUACCGCAACAGACAACUGUGCGGUAAACUCGGUCGUGCUGACCAGCGGGCUUGGAAGCGGCACUAUUUUCCCGGUGAUCCCCGUCACCUCAGAGACCUGGACUGCGACCGAUAGUGCCGGCAACGCUGCAACCAGUAGGUUCACGGUCAAGGUCAACGACGUCGAGGCCCCAGCGCUGACGGUGCCUGCAGACAUCGCGGUGAACAACGACCCUGGACAGUGUGCGGCCGUCGUGAACUAUGCUCCUCCCACGGCAACGGACAACUGUGCGGUAGACUCGCUCGUGUUUGUGGGGCUUGGCCCCGGCAGCAGUUUCCCGGUGGGCACCGCCACAGAGGACUGGACUGCGACCGAUACUGCCGGCAACACUGCAACUGGUAGCUUCACUGUUAAGGUCAAUGACAACGAGGACCCAGCGCUGACGGUGCCUGCAAACAUCGUGGUGAACAAUGACCCUGGACUGUGUGCGGCCGUCGUGAACUAUGCCCCUCCCACGGCAACGGACAACUGUGCAGUACCGACGAUUGCACUGACCGGCGGACCAACCUCUGGCGCAAGUGUCCCUGUUGGCAGCGCUGGUGUGACCUUCACUGCGACCGAUGCGGCUGGCAACACUGCAAUCAGGAGCUUCAGUGUUCAGGUCAAUGACAACGAUCCUCCGACUCUUGAGGUGGAGGAUGUCGAUGUGAAUUCCUGCACGCCGACUGUGGUGACAUUCUCCCCUGCUGCGGCCGACAACUGCCCAGGGGCGACAGCUGCUUGCAGCCCGUCAUCGGGCUCCGAGUUCCCCGUCGGCGAGACAGAAGUGACCUGCACGGCAGUCGAUGCCGCGGGCAAGACCACUCAAGAGAGCUUCGUCGUUUUGGUGAAGUGUGAUGGCCAUGGCUACUACAAAAAGUCCCAUGGCAACAACAUGCGCAAACGCAGAAACCCCCACAUGAAGAAGUGGUUGCACUACUGGGAUCAGUAUCGCCGGUGA
This is a messenger RNA of Symbiodinium necroappetens, 1479 nucleotides long. NCBI's taxonomy places the organism in Eukaryota, Dinophyceae, Suessiales, Symbiodiniaceae. The record is from the annotation of a GenBank genome assembly.